This is a messenger RNA of Olea europaea var. sylvestris, 832 nucleotides long. Its product is annotated as 60S ribosomal protein L11-like. Lineage: Eukaryota; Viridiplantae; Streptophyta; Magnoliopsida; Lamiales; Oleaceae. The record is from RefSeq and is a predicted model, not a curated record. Gene Ontology annotation, cellular component: cytosolic large ribosomal subunit; ribosome. The transcript has 5 exons. Gene Ontology annotation, molecular function: structural constituent of ribosome; RNA binding. Gene Ontology annotation, biological process: translation. Bases 151 to 696 code for a protein of 181 amino acids.
CCUAAUUGACAUUUGAACAUCUAAGCAAAACACAUAAGAAAACCUAGCUUCCACUCCCCUCGCCUCCCCUCAUCCUUGUAUUUCACUUCAUCAUUUUCCCCACUCCACUCGUCUGGCAGCCGUGAACAUUCUCACCACCACUGCACCACCAUGGCGUCAGAGAAGAAGCUUUCGAACCCAAUGAGAGAGAUUAAAGUACAGAAGCUCGUCCUCAACAUCUCCGUUGGUGAGAGUGGAGAUCGUCUUACCAGAGCCGCUAAGGUCUUAGAGCAACUCAGUAGCCAAUCUCCUGUUUUCUCUAAGGCAAGAUACACUGUGAGGUCCUUCGGGAUCAGGCGUAACGAAAAGAUUGCAUGCUACGUUACGGUCAGGGGUGACAAAGCAAUGCAGCUUCUUGAGAGUGGCUUGAAGGUCAAGGAAUAUGAGUUGUUGAGAAGGAAUUUCAGCGACACUGGAUGUUUUGGCUUUGGCAUUCAGGAGCACAUUGAUCUUGGAAUCAAGUAUGACCCAUCAACUGGAAUUUAUGGUAUGGAUUUCUAUGUUGUUUUGGAACGCCCGGGUUAUCGUGUGGGCCGUCGUCGAAGAUGCAAGUCUCGUGUUGGAAUCCAGCACAGGGUCACUAAAGAGGAUGCUAUGAAGUGGUUCCAGGUUAAAUAUGAAGGAGUUAUCCUGAAUAAGUCAUCCAACAUUAAUUAGUUUGAAUUCAGUACUAGACAUGUUUGAGAUUUAUGCAUUUUGUAAACUAUCAUCUUUUAGUUUUGAGCUCAAAUUUUUGGAUAGUUGCAUUACUGUGUGUUGCAAGAAAAUUUAUUUACUUCACUUUAUUACUUUU